Molecule: messenger RNA, 555 nt
Organism: Didymodactylos carnosus
Lineage: Eukaryota; Metazoa; Rotifera; Eurotatoria; Philodinida; Philodinidae
Source: the annotation of a GenBank genome assembly
AUGACCUCAACAGAGGGAAACGAAAAGCUGAUUAAUAAGCGCGAGAGAGCAUGUAUCCGACAACGUCUUCAUAGAGCAAAUUCAGAUGGUCCGUCACUUGGAGCUAAACGUGAAAAAGACCGUGAUCGAAAACGUUUAACACGGGUCAAUGCGACGGAUGAAGAAAAGAAUGUGGUUCGUGUUAAAACUCGCGAUCGUGUACGGCGACUGCGUCUACUACAAACUCCGUGGAAAAAGCAGCAGGACCGGGAAAAACAGCGAGACCGUAUGCGUUUGGUUCGAAUUGUGGAAGCGGAAGAUGGAAGACAACUGCACCGGGAUAACAAUGGCGUAGAACGUUCUUGUAUGACAGAUGAAGAAAAAGAGUCGUUCUGGGAAGAACGUGAUGGUGAACAGAAGAAAUUAAAACGGGCAAAUGCACUCAAAAAUCAAGAAAAAAGUUAUUUUUCGUCUACAGAUGACGAUGUACAAGAAUCUGAUGGAGCUUCUAUAAGCGCAUGUGUAGCAGAUAAGUUAAGCAUUCUGGGUAUACGGAGUUCAAACAAGCUCGAAUAG